AGCUAGGUACUAGGUUUUCAUAUAUUUCUUGCAUUUGGUCGGGUAUUUGCAAUGAGUCGCCUAGUGAUAGUGCCUAGUUUUAUACCUUGUCUGUGGCAAUGUUUUUUUUCGUCGGUUCAUGGUGUCCACCUUGAAAUCAUUUUUCCAUUGGCCUUCUUCUUGUUCUUUACGUUUCCCCUCGUGAAGGCUUCGCAGCCGUUUCAGUAUCAGGUUGACCCCGAGGACAGUCAGAAAUGGGACCGGAUCGACUUCUCGUUUUGCCGCGACGUGUCGCACUCGGCGUACUUGAUACUGCAUCUGAACCCGCAUGCGGCGGUGGCUAUGGAUCACAUGCCGGAGCGCAAAUACCCCCAGAACACACUGCUCCGCAGCGAGAAAGCGCUGACCAGCUCCUUGCUGCACUCCGCUGUCUGGGGCCUGAACAACUACCGGUGGCAGGAGUACACGCAUCUUCGCGCCGACGAGCACGUCCUGCGCGACGGGAUUCUGCGGGAAACGCUGCGGAAGCGGUUCGGCGUCGACGCGCUCGCGAAUCCAGGCGACUACGGGCCGAUCUCGCUACUGGACACUCUUGGCCUCGAUCUACAUCGCGACCUGCGGCUCUUUCGUCCGCUCCGGAACGAAACAGGCGAGCUGUUCCGGACCAGCUGCGAGGUCGGGAGGCUCAGCCUGGAGUAUUUGAUUCGCAGCUCCUCCAAGGAGGCGUAUGAGCAGUUUAAAUUGGAUUUCCGGCAGGAUAUUAUUUUUGACAACCCAAUAGUAGCAGAGGGAGGGGACAUGACCACCGGCACCUCGUCGUCCAAGAAGCUGGUGCAGAAAACGUCGAAACGCACUGUCUC
Amoebophrya sp. A120 is the source of this 839-nucleotide messenger RNA. The record is from the annotation of a GenBank genome assembly. Lineage: Eukaryota; Dinophyceae; Syndiniales; Amoebophryaceae.